Messenger RNA from Drosophila hydei, 2168 nucleotides. RefSeq lists its product as uncharacterized. The record is from RefSeq and is a predicted model, not a curated record. The coding region runs from base 95 to 1810 and encodes 571 amino acids. NCBI's taxonomy places the organism in Eukaryota, Metazoa, Arthropoda, Insecta, Diptera, Drosophilidae. The transcript is spliced from 5 exons.
UCUUAGUAGGAACUAUUUGAAUUCCCAGUCAGUCACACGUACACACACAUUACAAAUAUUCAUUGAACACAUCCAAAUCAAAUUGAAUUAUGCAAUGCUUGACUCGGGGCUCAGUGAAUACCCUGUAAAUGCAAAUGAAACGCUGAGUCGAGUUAGACGCCUUGUAAGCUUUGUGCACGUGGGGAACGACACGGAUUGCUUUCGUCGCGAUGCAAUGUUAACCAGCAGCAGUGAGAUGUGUGAAUUUGUUAAGAGCAAGUCGAGCUGCUCCUACUAUGUGGAAACCGUCAACUUGCUGGAACUGUAUUUCUGCACUUUUCAUUUGCCCUGGAAUAGUAGUAUUAUCUUUAUACUGAGCUUAAUUUAUAUGGCCCUACUUUUCAUUAUCUUCAUGAUUACAAAGUACUUUGGCCUGCCGAAUUAUGUGACCUUGAUGGAGUUGGUCCCGAUAUCUCAGUACACAUACGGCUAUGUGUUCUUUGGAAUGUACUUAAUGAUACCCGAUUACAUCCAGUUUAUGCUCAACUGCUCAUAUAUCAAAAAUUCCGAGGGCACAUUUACCUUGAGCAAAUUCUUGGGCGAUAAUCUGCGUUUCUUUGUCUUAGGGGUCAUGAUGCUCUGCAUCAAUGGGUACCAUGUGAAUGGCACUCUCUGGUGGAUCAAUAUGUUUAUUAUCUUCAUUGGCAUUUUCUAUUUGAAUUUUGUGGUGGGCCUUAAGUAUAGAACUGUCGGUGCACCCGAUCUACUCUAUAGCAAUGCUCCUUUAUUGACCUUCAAUGCGUAUACAUUUAUAUUCGUGCUUGUGAUUGUGCUUGUCUUGACUCUCCUCUUAUCGUAUCACAGCCACAUCAAGCAACCGCGUCAAGCAGUUGCUGAUGCAGUGAGUGUGGAUGAAGAAUUGCCACGGGUGUUCAGCGAUACGGAUAUGAACCGAACUCCCAUACGCGAUGAUCUCAGCUGCUAUAAGAUCUGGUGGAGCACUGUGAACGGCAAUGCGAAUAUGAAGGGGCGCAAUAAGAUCUUAAAAUUCCUUUUCAUUCCUGCCUACUUCGUGUUGGCCAACGUAAUACCCGUGAUAGACAAGCGACGUCCGAUCUAUGGCUGGUGCAAGAGUGUCAAUAUUUUGAGCUUUAUUAUAAUUCCAUUCUUAAUUCUCAGAACUGGGAGAGAAUUCGUGGCGUUUCUCUUAGUGUUGUGCUUCAGCUGGUUGUUUGCAUUGAUGGUGCUAAUCGCGUUCCACCCUCUGCGGCAGCCGGGCCGUCCACUACUCUGCAUCUAUGCUUUAGUUGGCACAAUCAUUACCAAUGUAAUCUUGUUUCACAUCACAGACGAGCUCAACAACAUGACCUGGCAGUACAUGACCAUGCGCUUUGAGAACAUAAGUGAGACGAUUGGCAUAUUGUUCUUCAGCACGGGCGAUAGCGCUUGGCUGAUCGUAUUGCUUUACAAUCUGAUCCAAACUAAUAGGCUGGAUGCAGCAUACGGCGCAGUCAUGAGCGUGGUAACCCAUAACAUAUACAUGACUCUACCUCUGCUCGUCCUUCAUGAGUGCUAUUCUGCCAAGAACUACUUCGUAUUCACCGCCAAAUUGGAGAGUUGUUAUGUAUUCUUUUUGGUCAUCCUUUGUGGCACCUUGCUCCACGUUUCGAUGAGUUCAAAUGAGUUUCGCAUGUCGCUCUUCCACUAUUUGAUCGCCAUGACCACCACAUUCAUUUUGUUUGAGAUGGCAGUCUUUUACCAAUGGCUACAUCCCUUCGGUGCGCUCACUUAUAAAACGCCGCCCAGGGAAACAAUUCUGCACUGGGCCUAAGGCAGCACCGGAUAAUGAAUAAAAGCGUGUCUGACGCAGCGCAGAGAGAUUGCCUUGUUGUCAUUGAGCAAGCUUGGGAUGUGCGAAAGACAAUGAAGAAUGAAGAGUCAAACUGUUUUUAGCCGCUGUCAACUACUUUUGAGGCAAUACAUUUUCAUCAAGUUGCAACUUGGAGAAGGGACCCCUUAAACAGCUUAGCCAACUGUAGAGAUUGGUUUUCGCUGUGUCGAUGGUUGAAUAAUAAACAUUUACAGUCAAUGAUACCAAAAGUUAAAAUCUGUUUGUGAUCGGGUAUUUGAAUUGGGGAAGCAACAGUAGAAGAAGGGGAAUUAUGAUGAGCACAAUGGGAACACGUUUC